AUGGAUCCCGGUUCUGCCCUGCAGCGGUUCCUGCAGCCGCUCCAGGUCGAUAGCCAGAAGAUUCACACACUAUCCCGCCUCUUCCAUGCCAACUUCAAGCUUCUCGCUCUCGACGCCCAAGACCAAUUCUUGCCGACGCCCAUAUCCGAGUCCAUUUUGAGACCCGUCAGCCAGCGCGGCCAUGGAAGUGGUGGCACGAACCUGAGAGUCGGCUUCGUUGAGCUUCAAGGCAAAGACGAGACGACUCCCGGUGUUGCACAUCCCACUGCAGCCACUCCUCAAACUAACGGCACCUCGUCGCCUGUGCCCGCCCUCCGCCUCACCGAGAAGGCAUGGCCCAUAGACGAUCGCCUCAAGGCCGACAGCGAGGGCGACCCCCAGCUCCUCUUCGACUGGAUCGGUGCUCGUAUCGCCUCGGUCGUCCACUCCGCCUGCGAAGAAUGGCAACUCCCACCCCACGAGGAGCUGCCCCUUGGCAUCACCUUCAGUUUCCCCAUGAUUCAGCACUCCAUCUCCGACGCCACCGUCAUGACCAUGGGUAAGGGCUUCAACAUCGGCGGUGACGCCGAGCUGGGCCCUUUGCUGCUUAAAGGCUACGAAAAGUCCCGUCUCGUCGACCGUGAUAACGGCACCCGUCGGCUCCCUCCCAUCCGCAUCGCAGCCAUAUCCAACGACUCCGUUUCGACCCUCAUCGCCUUCAUCUACCUCUUCAACGAGUCCCGGUUCAGGAAGGCCACAAUGGGCCUCAUCGUCGGCACCGGCUGCAACGCCACCAUCCCCCUCCCGCUCACCGCCCUCGGCUCCAACAAGUGGCCCGCCAACGUGAGCACCCUGCCGGGCGAGUCCGCCCGCCACGCCCGCAUCGCCGUCAACACAGAGUGGAGCAUCCGCGGCACCGCCCCUCCCCUGCACGAGCUUAACCUCAUUACCCCGUGGGAUGCCGCCCUCGAUGCCGCCCUCGUAGGUCCCAACGAGAUUGCUGGGUUCCAGCCUCUCGAGUACAUGACCGCCGGCCGCUACCUUGGCGAACUCGGCCGUCUCGUACUCGUGGACUACCUGAAGACCGAGCUCCAUCUUGACGAAUCAUCCUUACCGAAAAGUCUACUCGUGAGGUACGGCCUAACAACCACGUUCCUGAGCCACUUCAAGCCCGCCGAUCUGUCAGAUCCCUCAAACCUGCUCGCCGAGCUGGAAAAGGAGUUCCCGGCGGACGAGGGAGCCCCCUUCCAAUGGACCCUCCAGACAGCCGUCGCCCUCUACCACAUGGCAAAGGCCAUUCAGAUCCGUGCUGCGGGUAUCGUCGCAGCCGCCACCAUCGCCCUUCUCAAGCUAGCGGGUGACAUCCCCGAGCAGGUCCCGGCUGACGACACAACGCCCGUCAAGGAGCUGGGCGUUGGCUAUACCGGGGGCUGCAUCUCGCACUUCCAGGACUACCUCGCCGACACCCAAGACUUCCUGGACAGGAUUGUGAAACUCGACAACAAAGACCAGCCGCCGCCUGUGCGGAUCGUGCUGAGCCCCUGCCACGACGGCGGGAUCAAGGGCGCCGGCAUCCUCGCGGCCGCAACGGGAGUGAGCCUCAUACAGGAGACGUAG
Colletotrichum higginsianum IMI 349063 is the source of this 1596-nucleotide messenger RNA. RefSeq names its product Hexokinase. The record is from RefSeq and is a predicted model, not a curated record. NCBI's taxonomy places the organism in Eukaryota, Fungi, Ascomycota, Sordariomycetes, Glomerellales, Glomerellaceae. Gene Ontology annotation, biological process: intracellular glucose homeostasis; glucose 6-phosphate metabolic process; glycolytic process. Gene Ontology annotation, molecular function: fructokinase activity; mannokinase activity; glucokinase activity. Gene Ontology annotation, cellular component: cytosol; mitochondrion. The transcript has 2 exons. The coding region runs from base 1 to 1596 and encodes 531 amino acids.